Colletotrichum higginsianum IMI 349063 is the source of this 756-nucleotide messenger RNA. RefSeq names its product CutC family protein. The transcript has a single exon. Gene Ontology annotation, molecular function: copper ion binding. NCBI's taxonomy places the organism in Eukaryota, Fungi, Ascomycota, Sordariomycetes, Glomerellales, Glomerellaceae. The record is from RefSeq and is a predicted model, not a curated record. The coding region runs from base 1 to 756 and encodes 251 amino acids.
AUGCCAAUCAACCUUGAAAUACCAGUCUUCUCGCCCUCCUCAGCAUUGCACGCCCAGGCCCUCGGCGCGCAGCGCAUCGAGCUCAAUGCGCGCGGAAGUUAUCCUGCCGGCGGCACGACGCCGACGCUGGCGGACCUCGAGGGCGUGACGAAAUGGCUCACGGUGCCGUUGCGGAUCAUGAUCCGGCCGCGCGGGAAGCCGGCCGACGACGUGGACUUUGUCUACGGGGACGACGAGCUCGCGGCGAUGGCGAGCGACGUCGAGGCCUUCCGCGCGGCGCUACGGGCCGACCGGGGCGACGGGUUCGUGUUCGGCGCGCUGAGGAGGGACGGCGCGGCGUUGGCGGUCGACGUCGAGGCCAACCGAAGGCUCGUUGAGGCCACGGGUGGGCUGGCCUGUUCUUUCCACCGGGCCUUUGACGAAGUGAUCAGCUCUGGAGAGGAAGGGGACGUCGAGAAGGGGGUAAGUGACCUGGUGGCGUGCGGGUUUCAAGGGGUUCUCACCUCGGGUGGGCCGGGGACGGCGGCGGCGAACCGGAAGGUGUUGGAGGUGGUGGUGCGCAAGGCUAGCGCGGGGGCGAGGAGGCUGGAGGUCAUCCUUGGCGGCGGUGUGAGGAAAGAGAACGUUGGGAAGGUGGUGGGCGGGUUGGGGGACGGGGUGUGGGCGCACUCGAGCUGCUACGCUGGCAAGUGCGAGGAGGCACAGGUCGACGACGAAGAGGCUAUGGGAAUCCUGGAGAGGCUUGCUGAGAAGUAG